This is a messenger RNA of Symbiodinium natans, 1989 nucleotides long. Lineage: Eukaryota; Dinophyceae; Suessiales; Symbiodiniaceae. The record is from the annotation of a GenBank genome assembly.
AUGGAGGAUUUCCCAUCCAUGGGGGAGGAGCUGGACCAAGAGAGUAUUGCAAUGCAUGAAAGGCAGUCUCUUCGGAAAUUCGUCGAGACCGAAUUUGCCAAGCAGUCUGCGGUCCUGAAAUCCAUGGCCAACCAGCUGACCUUGACCAUCUCGGACACUAUCCAGUCCGAGUUCGCGAGGGCAGAACGGGACCGUGCAGAGCGCGAGUCCUCAACCAGGGACCGGGAGCUCAUGCUUGACCGGCCACCUUCUCCGAAGGCAGUGAGAAUGGAGCUGGCAGCAGCCGAGCAGCGGAUGCGCGGCCAGCCAUCGGAACGCAGCAGCAACGGCAUUGCGCCCAACAGCACUCCGCCCAGCGGCACUGCGCCCAGCGGCGCAGCGCUGCUGAACCCCGCGGGGAGCGCCAGCACGGUGGAGCGCGUUGGCACAAUCGCGCCUGCCGCGUCUCUUCGGCCACCAUCACCCGCACCCGUGCCAAGAGCCAGGGAGCAAGGCAAAUCGACGGCGUUCAGCCAGGAGGAGCAUGUCCACUACCGCAAGAGUGAUAUGGUCAGCAUGCGGUCCUCCAUCGCCGAGAGCAUGAACAGCUGGGAUUCGAUCUAUCAGCACAAGCAAUUUCGCGACUCACGGCGCAAGGUAAUCGAUGCUGCCCGGAAGUUGUCCGCCAUCCGUGGGAACUCCUUCGUGUUAGAUGGUGAACUGGAGCCGGAGACACCAGACCCGUGGGCGCUGCGGAUCGUCCAUGCCUCUUGGUUUCGUGCCAGCAUCCCGGUGGUCAUCCUCACAAAUCUCAUUCUCCUCGGUGUGGAGGUGGAUGCCUCGGCCAGCCUACCGCCCAACCAGCAGCUAGAGGGAUUCCACAUAGCGAACUUGGUUAUCGUGUGUCUCUUCUUUGGCGAGAUUCUUCUUAAGCUCAAGGCUUUCGGCUGCCACGAGAUGUUUUGCGGCAGCGACAAGUGGUGGAAUUGGUCGGAUUUGGUGAUAUUCAUCCUGUCCGUCUUUGAGAUUGUGGCGGAGGCGGUGGCAUCAGCGAUGUUUUCCUCGGAGAUGGAUCCUAGCCAACUUCGUAUGAUGCGCUUCCUCCGAUUCGUGCGCGCGCUUCGGGGAGUUCGAGUCGUGCGCUUGCUUCAGUAUCUCAGCGCUCUCCGAACUAUCGUCUUCUCCAUCGUGAGCACCAUGAGUUCCGUUGGAUGGACUUCGCUGCUUCUGGUGGUUCUCUUUUACCUCUUCGGCGUUCUCAUCACCCAGAUCUCCACGGACCACUGUCGAGACCUUUGGUACACCAGUGGGGAAUUCUGCGAUGACGAUUUGAACAGAUUCUGGUCCAGCGUCCCUCAGAGUAUGCUGACCUUGUUCUUAUCCAUCACCAAUGGUAUCAGCUGGGACGAGGCUUUGCAGCCACUGAGGGGCAUCUCCGACAUUGCGGUGGUCGGCCUCAUUGUUUACAUCGUAAUCACCGUUCUGGCCGUGCUCAAUGUAGUAACUGGUGUUUUCUGCAACAUGGCUAUAGAAAGCGCCCGAGCAGACAAGGACAUCGCCACGAUGCGGCAGAUGCAGAAACAUGAGGCGCAAGUGGAAGCACUGCGUGAAGUUUUCCGCGAGAUCAACACGGAAGGCCAAGAGGUGAUCGGCCUCGAUGAUCUGAAGGAAGCCAUGACACGGCAGAAGCUCCGAAGCUUCAUGCACGCGAUGGAAAUAGCCACCGACGACAUCGUCACGCUGUUCAUGUGUAUCGAUGCAGACGGCAGUGGCGACAUUACGCUCGACGAAUUUGUGUACGGCUGUAUGAACCUGGCUGGUCCAGCGAAAGGCCUCCAAGUUGCAAGGAUGGGCUAUGAGAGCACCAUCAUACGCAAAGAGAUCAAAGCCCUGCGGGACGAUAUGCGCAAGCUGAACAAGACCCUCGAAGCGCAGAACAUUGGCAGUGUGGCCCGACUUCGAGAGAUUCCAGCCAUGAUGUCAGAGUUUGGCGGGGCAGUCCGAGUUUAG